Messenger RNA from Cladophialophora psammophila CBS 110553, 978 nucleotides. RefSeq lists its product as uncharacterized. Lineage: Eukaryota; Fungi; Ascomycota; Eurotiomycetes; Chaetothyriales; Herpotrichiellaceae. Gene Ontology annotation, molecular function: arylformamidase activity. The transcript has 3 exons. Bases 1 to 978 code for a protein of 325 amino acids. The record is from RefSeq and is a predicted model, not a curated record.
AUGUCGAGGACUAGUAUUCCACACUUCGAUGAUUUGCCAAAAGUUCCAGGUCAGCCUCAAGGAAACUCGUGGGGUCUUUGGGGUCAGGAGGACCAACUUGGCACGCUGAACAAAAUCACUCCGGAAAGCCGAAAGAGGGCUGCCCAAGAGGUCAAAGCCGGAAUCAGUGUAUCUUUGGACCUUCCUUUGGACGCCUUCGAUUAUGUUAUCGCCAAUAGAAGGUUGUUCAAACAGACCGUUAUCGACUUCAAGAAAAUGAACAUGGGCGUCGGCCAUGAUGACGAGCUACAAUUUAACACACAAUCGUCAUCUCAAUGGGAUGGUCUCACGCACUGCGGUCUCCAGGAACAAGAAUUAUAUUACAAUGGAUUGAAACAUGAGGAUAUCAUGAAGAACCGUGAUGGCCGUAAUGGGAUACACAGAUGGGUUGAGGCAGGCGGCAUUGUCGGAAGAGGAGUGUUGAUUGAUUAUGUUCGAUGGCGACAGGAGACAGGACAAAGCCCGGUGCCUGCGGACUCUCCUUACUCAAUAACACUUUCAGAACUAACGGCGGUGGCAAACCAUCAAAAAGUCGAAUUCCAACCCGGAGAUAUUCUUCUCCUUCGUGGCGGAUUCACCCUGUGGUAUAAUGCCGCCUCUCCAGAAGAACGAAAGCGAAAGCUUGACAAGACCGCCUUUAUAGGGGUUGAGAGAAGCAUGGAGAUGGCACGCUUUUUAUGGAAUCAGCACUUUGCUGCCGUCGCAACUGAUUCGAUUGGGUUCGAGCAAUGUCCCGUUCCGUUUGGGCAAAAAGGAGCAGUUGUCCUUCAUGAAUGGAUUCUUGCUCACUGGGGGAUGCCCCUGGGCGAGCUUUGGAACCUAGAGGGCUUGAGCGAAUUGUGUAAGAAGCAGAAUCAGUGGUCUUUCUUGUUCACAAGCGCCCCGCUAUAUGUCCGAGGGGGGGUUGGAUCUCCGCCAAAUGCAAUUGCGCUGCUGUGA